Messenger RNA from Misgurnus anguillicaudatus (oriental weatherfish), 1977 nucleotides. RefSeq lists its product as uncharacterized. The record is from RefSeq and is a predicted model, not a curated record. NCBI's taxonomy places the organism in Eukaryota, Metazoa, Chordata, Actinopteri, Cypriniformes, Cobitidae.
UUGAGCUGAACUUUCCUUCCUUACUGUACAUCCACACUGCAAUAGUACAGAUAUAGCGGCCAACGUUGUGUGUCUAGUUAGUCUGAAAGCGAAAUAUACUACUUUACAAGAGAUUUUAGAAGACAUUAAAGUAGCGUUCAUCGUUGUGUUUUAGAGAUAUGUAAGAAGAAGCCGAUUUUCCAAGCUCUUUGUAGCUGAUCCAUUGUGUAAGGAGCGCGGACAAUGGACAAAUGAUAAAACAUGGAAACAGUCGACAGGUGUUGCCUAACUUUUAUUGCGUUCUUGUGCGUCUUUAAAGUCUGUGAACCACAUACAUGCAACUCUGUCGUUGCUAAGCGUAAUCCAAUGCUUGUACCAGAAGGUGGCAGCACUCACAUGAGCUGUGAUGUGGUGCAUUGUGGCGUCAGCUGGACAGGUGGAUGGCUUUUCAAGGACUUGAACAGUACAACAUUUACUCAAAUCUCUCCUUCUUCACGAAUUCAGCUGUCCAAUGACAGCAAGUCGGCAAACAUCACGCGUCUGACGGUCCACAUUCAAAGCAUCAACCAGUCAGAUGCUGGAUUGUACAAAUGUGAGAUAUUCUGGCCACAACUUCAUUUCAGCAGCAGUGGACAUCUGACUAAUAUUAAUUUGACGGCAGCAGGAGUACAUUGGUCUACAGCAGAGGGGUCAGAGAGAAAGCUCUCAAUUAGACUGCUGGUGUGUUUUGGUGCCUUCAUGUGUUUUCCUGUUGUACUGUGUGUGGUUUGGUGUCUGACUCAGGAUCGUCCAUCAGCACCCCCAGUGCCUCCUCAUCCUCGCACUUCCAUCACAGAACGAGUCAAAACAAAUAAGGAAGUGGUGUAUGCAGAAGUGGCAUUAAAUGACAGAAGGCCACAGAAACCUUGUCCGAAACAAGUGAUGCAGCCAACCAUCUACUCUUCACUGCAUUUCAAAUGAAUUACAAUAACAAACAUUAAUACAAAAAAUUAUUAAAGCAGCAUAUAAGAUACAGGCCAAGUUGAAAACCGGACUGAACUUUUAAAGGGGCCAUGUCACAAGACUUUUUUAAGAUGUCAAAUAAAUCUUUGGUGUCCCCAGAGCACAUAUGUGAAGUUUUAGCUCAAAAUACCAUAUAAAUGAUUUAUUAUAGCAUGAUAAAUUUGCCACUUUUUAGGUGUGUGCAAAAAUGUGCCAUUUUGGGUGUGUCCUUUAAAAUGCAAAUGAGCAGAUGAAUGAUCACAAUGAUGCAAUUAAAACUCAAUUGUGCUGUGAAUUAUUUUCUCUCUCUUUCUCUCUGCACAGCAGUGCUGUGGUUGGAUAGUACAGAUUAAGGGGUGGUAUUAUUAUAAUAAGAGCUCCUUAUGACAUCAUAAGGAGAGCCAAAUUUCAACGACCUAUUUUUUCACAUGCUUGCAGAAAAUGGUUUACCAAAAGUUACUGGGUUGAUCUUUUUCACAUUUUCUAGGUUGAUAGAAGCACUGGGGACUCAAUCAUAGCACUUAAACAUGAAAAAAGUCAGAUUUUCAUGCCAUGGCCCCUUUAAAAUGCUAACAGGUGCUGUGACAUCUGAGCUUGGCUUUCUCAACAGUGCUGUUAUUUGUAAUGAAUGUGUGCAUUGUGUGAGUGAUAUUGUGUGUGUAAUUGUAAAUAUUUGAUGUCAUAUCGAAACAAAAUAGACAGUUCUUUGACACAAAAUACAUUUUAUUUUAUAAUAAAUUCUUAAUGGCACAUGCCAUAACCAAAUAUACAUUUACAUAAUCUUUUAAAUUAUCUUCAUUCAUUUGAGCUUCUGUGUACUUUGCAGUUAUAUUAUGCAACAUCAACAAAAAGCAAUAAAUUAUGGCAGUACAAACAUAAAUGCCAACACGGUAUCAAACAAAGUUUUCACUAGUGUACAAGAAUAUUUAAGUCGCUCUGCUUUGUCUAAUGCCCUCACCAAUGAGUAUCACUGUAUACUAACAAAUGAUUCAUGAGGAAUGAGAGACACAUAGCAAA